UUUAUUAUUUAAUAAUCAGGGAUAUCAUUUUUAAGAUGUUGAAGUUCAAUGGGUUAGUAAUUUGGAGGUUAGGAUCCCGAGCAAUAAUAAGGAAAUAUUCCAGCCCUAGUGCUACAGUGUUCAAAACGGAAAAAAUUGAUGCCUCAAAAAGCAUCUCUGAUAAAAACAUUACUAGCCCAGAAACAAACGGCAAAGAUAAUACAACAGGUUUAGUAGCAGCUGCAUUUGCUUCUAUAAACUCUCCUGAGAGUGAGGACAGCAGGAAACCAAGUCCAAAAUCGGUGAAGCUGAAUCGUCACCAGAUAUUAGACAAUGAAAUUGCUAAAGCAAAUGAUGUCAACAGUUUACUGGUGGUUGCUGAGAACCCUAUAGUUUCUAGACGACAUGCAUUAAAGAUGGUGUCAACCCUAUCAGAAUGGUCUAACAGUAAUAAAGUGAAAAUGAGUGACUUUGAAAAAGAUCCACGGUUUCUAAAGUUGUGCAGGAUUCUCGCUCGGUCUACAUCAUCACAAGCUUUAAGUUCAUUGACCAUGGCAGAGGACUUAAGUACAGUGUUGGGUAUUACAGGAGAUGAUGAAGCUGCUAGAUUGAUUGGAAAUUUAUCAUUGACACAAAUGAUUAAGGUAAUGAAGGCAUUACAUUCAAAGGGUCGUCGCAGCACUCCCUUACUCCGCGCCCUCUCUCACAAUAUCACAAAUCAAUCGGUGCAAUUGGACCUAAAGAAAUCUGCUGAUUUAUUAUUUGCGAUGGCAUCACUGAAUUUCCCCGACCCUGUACUAAUGGAUAGGAUAUGCAAUGACGUAAUAAGCAACCUGAAAUCCAACGAAGACAAGCCCGCGGUGGUGACAUCCAUAAUGGUGUCAUUAGGCUUGAUGCGGUACAGGCAUGAGGCUGCUCUCACCGCACUGGCAGAGUGGCUGCAGACUCACAAAGAUGUCUGCAGAGCAAGUGAUGUGGCAUCUGCGGUGGUCACAUUUGGUACUGUGGACUUUGUACCACCCAUGUGUGAUGGAUUGAUGGAGAAUGCAUUAUUAUUGAAAGAAGAGGAGAUGGUGAAGCCAUCUUCAUGGCUGGACUUUGUAUUCUCUCUGCUGACGCUGAGUCAGGCGCGAGAGGAUCAUCUGCUGUCCACUGUCAGGCCGGAGUUUAUUGACAAGUUGCUUUCUUCUGGUGAGAUUCCAAUCCCAGCUCGUCGUAAACUGAUGGCUAUAGAUGCGUACGUAAGCCUCAAAUUCCCGCAGCAGGGAUUGCGACUCGCUGAAGACAUAUCUGUGGGAGUGCCCAUCGUCUAUACAAAGGAAAAGGCACUCUAUAUACAGAGUAUUAUGGAUACAUUUAAAAGUUUGGUCUCAGCUGAUGCCUUUAUGAAGAGAGAGUGUUAUUCCGGUAUGGGAUUUUUGUAUGAUGCGGAAUUUGCUCUAAACUCGAAAUGUCAUCCUGUUCCGUUAGAAAAAGCAGUAAAUAAUACAAGCGUCCACAGGAUAGCAGUGUUAGGUCUAGACUAUCAUGAUAUGACUCGACGGACAGUUGUGCCGCUCGGAGUCAAUCAGCUCUACACCAAGUUAUUGGAGAUGAAGGGUUUCAAAGUUCUUCAAAUACCGUACACGGAGUUCAAUCCUAAAGACAAGUUGGUGACAAGAGUGCAGUAUAUAGAGAAACGGUUGAAACAGAUCGUCAGUGAUGCUUUAUAGUGUAUCCUUGUCUAAUAAUAUACAAAAUACAGUCCAACCUUGAUAAGCGAGAAACCUCUGUUAGCGAGAGUCAUUUUUCGGUCACGGACGACCUCCAUUAGCGAGAGACUCGAGUAAGAGAUGCCUCUAUAAGCGAGAAACUCGAAUAAGAGAUGCCUCUAAAAGCGAGAAACUCGAAUAAGAGAUACCUCUAUAAGCGAGAAACUCGAAUAAGAGAUACCUCUAAAAGCGAGAAUCUCGAAUAAGAGAUGCCUCUAAAAGCGAGAAACUCAAGUAAGAGAUGCCUCUAAAAGCGAGAAACUUGAGUAAGAGAUACCUCCAUAAGCGAGAAAAAUAUCGCGAUCCCUUGAUCUCGCUUAUCCAGGUUCGACUGUUUAGAUCAUUUUGUUCGCUAUUGUGAUGUCCGUUAGGUUAAUUUUACAAUGACAUACAUAACAAGAAAGUAACUUUGUGGGGUAGGCAGAGAUUAUAAUAACUCGCCCGUAGGUGGGUAGGCAAAUUACUUCCAUUUGACGCAUACACCUUAAAGCGAUGAAUACAUCGUUUAUUGUUGAAAAUAAUUAACGUUGUAACGUAAUUUUGUAACUGAUUUUAUUAUCACCAAAAUACUUUUGAAAUUGCUUAAUUUUAGAUUUUCUAUAACAACGAGCUAUAUGCCUAGAUAGUAUCGUAUCAAGUCCCUUUGUAAGUUACAUGAAACUUGCUUAAGUCAAAAAUACCUU
This is a messenger RNA of Papilio machaon (common yellow swallowtail), 2413 nucleotides long. Its product is annotated as FAST kinase domain-containing protein 4. The transcript is spliced from 11 exons. Lineage: Eukaryota; Metazoa; Arthropoda; Insecta; Lepidoptera; Papilionidae. The coding region runs from base 36 to 1691 and encodes 551 amino acids. Gene Ontology annotation, molecular function: protein binding. The record is from RefSeq and is a predicted model, not a curated record.